UUAGCUGAUAUAAGAGUUAAGACACUUACAACUGAUUUAAGCUUGUCAAGCAGUUCAUGAUCUAUCCCGAUUCUAAUUGACGUGGCAAUCUCAGUUUAUCUCGUACUUUUAUAUUCAUAAAACGGAAACACAAAACCGUAACGCUUCUUCUCAAUUCCAGUGAUCAAAUAAAUAACACCGGAUCAGCAGCUCCGAUACGGCGUCGCAUCAGCUCAAUAAUGAUACCGGCGACAAGAAUCUUCCGGAAAAGGAUUUGGAGCUCCGGUCGACAGUCUGUAUUGUCAUACACUCAUCAUCAAACUUCCUCCUUGUCCUCACCGCCGGGGACGGCGGCCGGAAUCUCUCCACAGCUCAACCUCACUAGUUAUGCUUCGACGGCGUACCGCUCAGCUUAUAAUACCUCUAUUGAUUGUGGGCUUAUUAGGUGUAACGUGAAUAAUAAUAGCAAUAAGAAUAGAUGUUGCUGGUUUACAAGUCAUGCUUUAGCUGAUGUUCAAGUAGGACGAGUAGUUGAUGUGCCGUUGGCUCAAACUGGUGAAGGUAUUGCUGAAUGUGAAGUUCUCAAAUGGUUUGUGCAAGAGGGUGAUGUAGUAGAGGAAUUUCAACCACUAUGUGAAGUUCAGAGUGACAAAGCUACUAUUGAAAUAACCAGUCGCUAUGAGGGGAAAGUUUCUCAGAUUCUAUACGUUCCUGGAGACAUCGUAAAGGUUGGAGAAACCCUUUUAAAAAUGGCUGUUGAGGAAUCUCUUGCUCCUAUUCCGAGGCCUGAUGGUCUUGAAGAUACAAAGUCACUUGGUCUCAAACUGGAAAAGAGUCAAACUGGUGGAGUCUUGUCCACUCCUGCCGUGAGGCACCUUGCAAAGGAAUAUGGUAUAAAUUUAAAUGAUAUCAGUGGAACUGGUGAAGACGGAAGGAUACUAAAAGAAGAUAUACUCAAUUAUGGAAUUCAGAAGGGAAUUACUAAAGAUUCAUCAUGCAGUUUGAAUGCUGAUUCUGGAAAUGAAUUUACGAGUGGAAAAGGGAAAAGCACUCGUGCAUCAGCUGAAGUAGAACAGCUUCAUGAUGAUAAGAUAGUUCCGCUAAGGGGUUUCCAACGAGCAAUGGUGAAGACAAUGUCCAUGGCUGCCAAAGUUCCACAUUUUCAUUAUGUAGAAGAGAUUGAUUGCAACGCUCUGGUGGAGCUUAAAUCUUCUUUUCAAAAUAAUAAUACUGAUCCAGCUGUCAAGCAUACUUUCCUUCCAUUGUUGAUAAAGUCGCUUUCAGCGGCUCUCAGCAGGUAUCCAUGGAUGAAUAGUAGCUUCAACGAGGAGUCAGUAGAGGUGAUUCUAAAAGGCUCCCACAAUAUUGGAAUCGCCAUGGCUACUCCACACGGUCUAGUUGUACCAAACAUAAGGAAUGUUCAAUCUCUAUCCAUCUUAGAGAUAACGAAGGAACUAGCGCGACUACAACAAUUGGCAUUGGAGAAUAAACUUAAUCCUGAGGAUAUAACUGGUGGAACAAUAACACUAAGCAAUAUUGGUGCAAUUGGUGGGAAGUUUGGCGCGCCUAUCAUAAACUUGCCUGAAGUUUCCAUCAUUGCAAUUGGACGAAUUCAGAAGGUUCCGCGGUUUGCAGAUGAUGGAAAUGUGUAUCCUGCAUCAAUCAUGACUGUAAAUAUUGGUGCAGAUCAUAGAGUUCUGGAUGGGGCAACAGUUGCAAGAUUUUGCAACGAGUGGAAACGGUUAAUUGAAAAACCAGAACUACUAAUGUUGCUUUUGAGAUGACAAAAGCUCAUUAGCUGUGAGAUCAUAUUUUUGAAACGUCCUGCCAAACGAGCUCUCAUGGCGCUCAGCAGCAGCUACAACAGCUGCAUGACUAAAAAUUUGACUCCCUGCAGGGACCCAAUAAACCAAGGAGGCCUCCU
Mercurialis annua (annual mercury) is the source of this 1903-nucleotide messenger RNA. Its product is annotated as lipoamide acyltransferase component of branched-chain alpha-keto acid dehydrogenase complex, mitochondrial. Lineage: Eukaryota; Viridiplantae; Streptophyta; Magnoliopsida; Malpighiales; Euphorbiaceae. Gene Ontology annotation, cellular component: cytoplasm; mitochondrion. Gene Ontology annotation, molecular function: lipoic acid binding; acetyltransferase activity. The record is from RefSeq and is a predicted model, not a curated record. Bases 219 to 1763 code for a protein of 514 amino acids. The transcript is spliced from 8 exons.